UGCAAUUCUAGAGGAAAUUCAAAAAUGUUAUAAGUUGUAUCUGUAUAAAAAAUUUACAUGUACAUAUUACAAAAAACCACGCAGCUGCCGAUAAGAGCAGUGGUUAAAUCCAACUCCAGAUAGAAUUAGGUGCUAUAAAGUAAAUUUGGUUCAUGUUUCCUUGAUCGUAACGCAUGGAUAUAUAUAUUUUUUUGAAUGUUUAAUUAAUUGAUAACACAACAAACAAAAAGUUGAGCAUCGAACUAAAUUAUACAGACGAGACUGUAUUAUCUGUCGUUUUUACUAGACCUAUCUUGGGUCAAGUAUUUCGAUGCGCUAAAUCCGUUUUUAGUUAAAAAAAAAACCACAAAUCAAAUUUCCAUUUUUUGUGCUAUUUUGUGUGUAGGUACUCAAAACCAGGACCGGAUGGGACCAAACAGACCUCGGAUUCAGAUUCAGCGAAUCAUAAUACAUAACCCAAAGUGGGUCCAGUUCGUUGUACAAAUUGUUUUUUUGAUUUUGUGUGUGAUUUUGUGAACUCGGUUUGUAAUUACAUUGCAUUGGAGCGGUGCAUCUGCUCCACAUGGGAAUUUAUUCCGCUUCAAGAGGGAAUCUAUUAAACUUUUUCAAGAGAAUUUAUCACUGUGGAAUGGAAUUUAUUUCACCUAUUUUUUUGUGGAAUUAUUACCCACCAAAACUUUGGAAAAAUUAUUGAUUUCUGAAUAUUUAAAGAACCAUUCAUAUAAAUCAAUACUUUAUAUAGGUAUACGCAAAUAGGAGGUUUAGUUUUACCAAAAUAUUUUAUUUUUAUAAAACGAAGUUGUAUUCUUUUUCAAAACAAACGAUUAUAGAGUUUUCCCUUCAACUGAAGUUGCUUGGGCGGGAUUCUUAGACCCGAUUGCUGAAUCGAAACUUAACCAUUUAAGUUCUACAUAAAUCCGUAUGUGACAGUUUACGCAGAGGAAAAUGUAGGGAAUAAGAGUUUGUGUUCAACAUAAAUUAUUUAAGUUUCGAUUCAGCAAAUGGCCAGUCAUUAUGUCGGAAAAAACGGCUUAGAAAUGCAAAAUGACCGAGAAAGCUAAAAUUUGGAUAUGUUGUAGGGGAUGCUUAAAAAAGCUUAACUUGAAGUUUUCGACCAAGAUUUCCUAUGAGCUUUUUCCGCAAUAACUUUUUUGACAAUAACUCGGCUAUCCUUCGAGAUACGAAAAUUUUACAAUGAGCUUUUACCAUGUUCUACAAUUCAUGCAUACACAUUUUUUGCGUAUCAUGAACCUUUUUCGAGAUAUCGAUCAAAAAAGUCAAAAAUUUAAUUUAUUGUUAAUAUUAUGAUAUAAUUGUUUAUAAUUAUACUUAUAUUUUAUUAACAACGACACGAGACACGACGCGACUAAACACUUCAACAAAAAAUAACAAAAUGACGCUUUUGCUCUUGUUGGCUAUGUCUGUCUACUUUUUUACUUGCGAUAUAGGUACUAUAUAUCAAGUUGUGCAUUCGUACAAAAAAAAAAAGUUGAGAUAACAUUUUUCCAUGACAUUACGAUGGUAGACAAUGCCAAAAAAGUGGGUCCCGGAAGUCCGUCUGUCUGUCUGUCUGUCUUUCAGUCUGUCAGUCUGUCAGUCUGUCAGUCUGUCAGUCUGUCAGUCUGUCAGUCUGUCAGUCUGUCUGUCUGUAUAACGAGCUACAGCCUAAACGGAUGGACCGAUUGAUGUCAAACCUGGUAUGCAGCGUUAUUUGGCGACUCUCCAGAGGGGUUUUUGGAAUUAAUUUUUUUGGACCAAAAAUAACGGUACUUGUCAUAUACCGAUUUUAGUAAAAUUGAAAUAUCUCGAAAACGGCUCUAACGAUUUUGUUUAAAAAAUUCAAGUGUUAGUUUAAAGUUAAUUUUUUUUUGAAAAUCAUUAUUAACGGUACCUGCCAUAUAACCGUUUUUUUCAAAUCCGAUUAUCUCCAAAACUGCUUAGUCGAUUUCAACGAAACUUUUUGUGAAGAAGCAUUUAUAUAAUUUAAAUGUAAGCCAAAAAUAAAAUUUUGAAAAAAAUAAUUUUUGGAUUUUUAAAAAAAUUUUGAAAAUUUUUUUUUGAAAAAUCAAAUUUUCGAAAACGGGACAUUUAAUUUUUUUGAAAUUUUGUUUUUAGAUGUUGAUUAGUAAUUUCUACAAAAUGGCAUACCAAUUUUAUUUUUAAACUUUUUUUUCCAAAAAAUUAUUUAUAAAAAAUUAGUUUUUUAAAAAACGGCUCUAACGAUUUUGAUAUUUUUUUUUCUAAAAAUGCAUGUUAAUAUAUCAAUCAAAACUGCGUACUUGUUUUGGAGGGCAAUUUAAUUUCAGAUUUUAUUUUAUUUUUUUUUAAAACGAAUUUUAUUUUUUUUUCCAAAUUUCUAUAUAAAAAGUCUUAAAAAUUUAAGCAACUUUAACUCUAAGAGCAAGUUCGUGCGACCCCAGUCGUGCAUUUUAUUUUCCUUUUCGACCAAUUCGCGCGAAUUUUUCAACCAAUUAUUACAAGAUCAGUUUUUUUUAGCUUUUGAUCAGUUUUCGUAUGAAGAGCAUGUAAGUAGUUAAUAUGUACCAGUUGGCUCGAUUCAAUGGCUCAACAUAGCUAUGUUUCAGAAACUUACAAUAGAAAUACAUUAUAUUUUCCCAGAUCGAAUUGGAAGGAGCUCUACUAUUUAUUUAUGCCAUGAAAAUGGUUUAUAAACUGAAGGUACUAUCUAUUUCCGCAAAACGUAGCUUUUUUCCAGAUUGCACAUACAAUACAAACAUAAAGUAAAAUCAUUCUCCAAAAUGACAAGAAAUAAAUCACCAAAAUUGAAGGUGGAGUUAUUUUUCAAUUCAAAGUGUAAUAGAUUCUCACUCGGGGCGGGAAUUUAUUCCACUUCAAAAAGUGGAACAGAUUCCCAUAUGAGGUGGAAUACAUUCCUAUGUGGAGCAGAUUCCCGUGGAAUUAUUUCCCUGCACCCAUUGGAGUAUGACGAAGUUAUACCUAUAUCAAAUUGUUCUGAUUUCAAUUAGAAAAUUUGAAAUUCAUCUCAAAACCGAAAAAAAGACUUUCCGACUUCUGUUUUUUUAAUGACUUUUUACUUGCUCAAUAGGGCAAGUAUUGGUUUCGUGUCAAAAAAAGAAUUCGAGGUUUUAAUCAAAACUAACAUUACGAUGAUAGAGAAGUCCAAAAAAGUGGGUUUCAUCAUGACGUCCGUCGGUCUGUGCGUCGGUGCGUCCAUCUGUACAAGCUGCUACAACGGGUGAACUGAUUUUCUUGAAAUUUGGUAUAGAUGUUUUUUUCGUAAUUUCCAAGGUUGGUUUUUUUUUUUGUUUUUUAAUAUCUCGCUUAGAACGUAUAGCUCCCAUACAAAAUUUUCGAGUUUUUUCAAUUUUCUGGAAAACGGCUCGAACGAUUUUGAUUAAUUUUUGCAUACGUAAUAUUCAAAGCAAUUGCAAUAAAACUGCAUUUUUAUUUUUUCUCAAAAAAGUCAAAUAUAACAAAAAAAACGUUUUAUUUAACAAAAAUUUAGUUUCCAUGUCGGCUCUUCCUCUUCAUAAACCAAAUUUAUUAAAAUUUUUUAUAGAGGCAGCUCUUAUAAUCUACAAGUAGACUAACAUAAAAGUACUUUGAAAUGCAAGAGCAAGUAAACGACCCCAGUCGUGCUUUUAUUUUACCUUAAAGUGGGAAAAUCUUAUAUCUUUUUAAAUCAAACGCACCCUUUAUUAAAGAGUGUGUUUCUUUAUUUUUUCUGGAUAAGGAAUAAAACAGACCGGCGAGACAAAAUAGUUUAUCCAGAAUAUCAAGAACUCAAAAAUGAAGAAACAAAAAUACCUUAAAAAGAAUGUCAAUCAGCUAUUCAACCAGAUUUUUUAGUUAAAAUACAAACACAUAUAAAAUCAUCUUUUAUAAUUUCUUAUAUUUCUAUCUUCAUGAAUAAGAUGCAGAAAUACAACAAUUAGAAAUACAACAUUUGAAUUUUGUUUUUGUUGAAAAACUGAGAGUUUCUCACUACUACUACGCACAUGUGUGGAAUAAAAAGAACCCCCCAGCAAACAUUUCCCUUCAGAACUUAAUCGUAAUUGGUUCACAUAAGUGAACAAAACCUUAUCAAUUCAAUUUUGAACCUUUUUGAGUCCUUUCUCCUAGGUAGCGUGGCAACACAUUCGAAUCAUUUUUAUGGUUCAUAAAUGAUCGGGGAUUUCUCCACUUAAGCGAACGUAAAUAUGACAUUCACUAAAUGUUUUCAAAUUUUAGCCCUGUAAUGUGUAAAACUUUUCCUAUAAAAAAAAAAUCGGUUCACUCGGUUCGGAUGAUAUGUGGAGCACAAAUAUUUUGGCUAUUUAGGAAAUUCAAUUAGUAGGAUUUUUUUUUUGUAAAUUUAUGUGUGUCCUAGUGACAGAUCAAACAAAAUAUUUUUUACUAUUUUGAAAUGAUUUCAUAUUUUAAAUUUCUUUAUAUUUAUCCAAUAAAGCUAUAACUGCAUCGAAACACAAAGUCUAACAAAGUAUAAAAAGUAAAUUAAAGUCCAAAAUAACAAAAACAAUUUCAUUGAUGUGACAUUUAAAAAUUUAAAUUAUUUGAAAAAUUAGAAACAUUUUUGUACUUUUUUCACUUUGUGUUUCUAUGUAGUUCAGGCUUAAAGGCUCUGGUUUAUUUAAUUUUGUUUUGUUCCAAAUUAUAGUUUGGUUUGACGUUUUGCAAUUGUAUAUUAUAGUGUGUGAAAAUGUAUGUGAAUCCGUCUCAAAAAGAGUUUCAGAUCGAGUCUUCCGGAAUCUUCCGGAAAAAUAGCAAAUUUUUUUCAAUGCAGAUUGAUUCGACUGCAGAUUGAUUGACAGAUUGGAAUUCGAUAAGGUUCUUAACACAUUUUUGUAAGUUUUCAGUGGUAUUUUAGUUAGAAAAAUGAGUUUACUUUUAAACUUUCACUUUAGAACUUGUGUAAGUAAGAUUGUAAAAUGCUCAUUUCUGUAGUGCACCACAAAAAGUAGCACAAUUAGUUUUCAACUCCUUCAAACUUUUUUCCAUAAAUAUUUCAAAAUGGCCUUCGAAAAAUUCGGCACUUCAAAAAUUGGGCUUUUAGAAAAUACGAAUUUUCUGAAUUUUCAAUUUAUUUGAAACUACGUUACGUCACACAUUUUUCAAAUUUCAUUCAUUUCUUCUAAUUUCUUUUAUUUCCUUUUUCUAUCAAAUGUGUAAAAUGUAUAAUAGAAGGCUUAACCCAAAAUCUUUUUUCUUGAUAAUCAUCUACGCCUCGUGGCUACAAUCGAAAUUUGUAUUCUUAGUAAGUUUAAAUUUUAUUAAGUUGGAUUAUUUUGAAAUGAAAGUUCGAAUCUUUUUAUUUAUGUCGUUUUCGAUUGGCAGUCGAGAAGCGUUCGGAAGCAUUCAGGAGACUUCUAAAAGUGUUUUAUUCACAAAAACAUGACAGCUAGAACGCUUCUCAGAAAAAAAUUCUCUUCUCGAUUUCAAAUCAGAAUCAACUCAAAAUCACAAAUACAUAGAAAUUUAAUGUCAAACAAAAUUUUCUCGUUCAAAAUUACAAAAUAUUUUUUACUUUUUACUUGGGCUCCGUGAAGCCAGAACUGCGACCUCAAAAUUUUUGAACCAAAUUUGUCUAAUUCGUUUGUCCACCGUUUGUCCAUGUUUGUCCACCCAAAAUUUUCGUUUGUCCACCCUUCAAAAAAAUUUUAGAGCAAAUUCUUUUUUUUUAUAGGAAGUCUGAAAAAUGAAAAAUCGUCUAAAACGGUCAAAUUUUGAGAUAGGCGUAUAAAACCAACUGCAAUCGUUUGUCCACCUCGAGUUCUAUAUACAUACCAAAUAUUAUCGUUUUUAGGAGCAAUUUAAAAAACAAAUUUUGCACUGAAAAAUUAAAACUCCCCUAAAAUCCCCAAAAAUCAAUUUUCAUCAAAAAUUCAAACUGCUGUCGUUUGUCCACCUCGAGUUCUUUACGUAUACCAAAAAUCAUCGUUUGUCCACCCUCUGUUUAAGAGAUAUUCCAAAAAGAAUUUUUUUAUAGCAACUUAAAAAAAAGUACGCAUACACCACAGUGUACCUCUACUGAAAAUUAAAAAGUCCUCAAAAAUUAUUAUUUUUCAAAAAUUCAAACGGCAAUCGUUUGUCCACCUCGAGAAAUGUAUAUAAACAAAAAAUCAUCGUUUGUCCACCCUACGUUUAGGAGAUAUUCAAAAAACAAAAUUUGUACUGAAAAAUUCGAAGUCCCAAAAAAUCUCCAAAAAUUGACUUUUUUCAAAAUUUCACAUUUCUGUCGUUUGUCCACCUCGAGUUCUAUACGUAUGCCAAGAAUCGUCGUUUGUCCACCCUACGUUUAAAAGAUAUUCAAAAAACAAAUUUUGUACUGAAAAUUUCAAAGUCCCAUAAAAUCUCCAAAAUUUGACUUUUUUCAAAAUUUCAAAUUUCUGUCGUUUGUCCACCUCGAGUUCUAUACGUAUGCCAAAAAUCGUCGUUUGUCCACCCUACGUUUAAAAGAUAUUCAAAAAACAAAAUUUGUACUGAAAAUUUCAAAGUCCCAAAAAAUCUCCAAAAAUUGACUUUUUUCAAAAUUUCAAAUUUCUGUCGUUUGUCCACCUCGAGUUCUACACGUAUGCCAAAAAUCGUCGUUUGUCCACCUUACGUUUAGAAGAUAUUCAAAAAACAAAUUUUGUACUGAGAAAUCGAAAAAAAAAUAUUACGCAUACACCAGAGUGAAAAUUUCAAAAUCCUCAAAAAUUACUUUUUUUCAAAAAUUCAAACGGCAAUCGUUUGUCCACCUCGAGAAAUGGAUACAAACAAAAAAUCAUCGUUUGUCCACCCUACGUUUAGGAGAUAUUCAAAAAACAAAAUUUGUACUGAAAAAUUCAAAGUCCCAAAAAAUCUCCAAAAAUUGACUUUUUUCAAAAUUUCAAAUUUCUGUCGUUUGUCCACCUCGAGUUCUAUACGUAUACCAAAAAUCGUCGUUUGUCCACCCUACGUUUAAAAGAUAUUCAAAAAACAAAAUUUGUACUGAAAAUUUCAAAGUCCCAAAAAAUCUCCAAAAAUUGACUUUUUUCAAAAUUUCAAAUUUCUGUCGUUUGUCCACCUCGAGUUCUAUGCGUAUACCAAAAAUCGUCGUUUGUCCACCCUACGUUUAAAAGAUAUUCAAAAAACAAAAUUUGUACUGAAAAUUUCAAAGUCCCAAAAAAUCUCCAAAAAUUGACUUUUUUCAAAAUUUCAAAUUUUUGUCGUUUGUCCACCUCGAGUUCUAUACGUAUACCAAAAAUCGUCGUUUGUCCACCCUACGUUUAAAAGAUAUUCAAAAAACAAAAUUUGUACUGAAAAUUUCAAAGUCCCAAAAAAUCUCCAAAAAUUGACUUUUUUCAAAAUUUCAAAUUUCUGUCGUUUGUCCACCUCGAGUUCUACACGUAUGCCAAAAAUCGUCGUUUGUCCACCCUACGUUUAAAAGAUAUUCAAAAAACAAAAUUUGUACUGAAAAUUUCAAAGUCCCAAAAAAUCUCCAAAAAUUGACUUUUGUCAAAAUUUCAAAUUUCUGUCGUUUGUCCACCUCGAGUUUGUUCACUCUACGUUUAAAAGAUAUUCAAAAAACAAAUUUUGUACUGAAAAUUUCAAAGUCCCAUAAAAUCUCCAAAAUUUGACUUUUUUCAAAAUUUCAAAAUUCUGUCGUUUGUCCACCUCCAGUUCUACACGUGUACUAAAAAUCGUCGUUUGUCCACCCUACGUUUAGGAGAUACUCCAAAAAGAAUUUUUCUAUAGCAACUCUCAAGAAAAUACGCAUACAUUCCUUAGUAAAAAUAACAAAAACCCCAAAAAUUUUUUUUACAAUAAUUUAAGCACUAAUUCUUAUUCAAAUAACUUAGCACUUUAAUUUACCAUACUAACUUAAACUAUUUAUAUGAACUAAAUACAGUAGCCCAAAAAAUUUUAGGAACAAACAAAAUUCGUGAUUCUUUUUUUAGUGAUUUUUGAUAAGCUGUUUCUCAAUGAAAAAUAAUCGUAUCAUGACAAAACAAAAAGCAUGUGAAAGCUUCAUUUUUCUGGUUUUACAAUUUUAGACGUAAAGAUUUUAUUUAAAAUCGUGAAAUAGAAAUAGAACUGUCUUAUUUUCUCUUAAGUCAUUUAUUAUUUUUUGAAAGGCUAUUCAUUUAGAUUAUUUGUUUUUAAAGACUUCAUUUUCAGUCUUCAAAGAAAUAUUCAUACUCUUGAAUUAAACUAUUCAUACCUCAACAACGGAUCACUUUAUAAAAAAGGAAAGGAUACAUUUGAAAUACCUAAUCAUUUAAUUUUCAAAAAAAAAGUAAGUUAAUAAAAAAAAAUUUUCUUACUGCAAAAUUAAAAAUUGUCAAACAAAUUUUUGGCUUUUCAUACCAUUUUUGGAUACUUUUUUUCAUAUAAUUAGAUAAAGUGAACCUAGUACCGAGAGAGUGCUUAGUUAUUUGAAUAAGAAUAAGCGGUAACAUUUUUGAAACAAAAAUUUUAGUAAAUUUUAUGGGACCUUGAAUUUUUUGUUUUUUUUAAAUAUUUUCUGAAAGUAAGGUGGACAAACGACAGAAAUUUGAAAUUUUGAAAAAAGUCAAAUUUUGGAGAUUUUAUGGGACUUUGAAAUUUUCAGUACAAAAUUUGUUUUUUGAAUAUCUUUUAAACGUAGGGUGGACAAACGACGAUUUUUGGCAUACGUAUAGAACUCGAGGUGGACAAACGACAAAAAUUUGAAAUUUUGAAAAAAGUCAAUUUUUGGAGAUUUUUUGGGACUUUGAAAUUUUCAGUACAAAAUUUGUUUUUUGAAUAUCUUUUAAACGUAGGGUGGACAAACGACGAUUUUUGGCAUACGUGUAGAACUCGAGGUGGACAAACGACAGAAAUUUGAAAUUUUGAAAAAAGUCAAUUUUUGGAGAUUUUUUGGGACUUUGAAAUUUUCAGUACAAAUUUUGUUUUUUGAAUAUCUUUUAAACGUAGAGUGGACAAACGACGAUUUUUGGUAUACGUAUAGAACUCGAGGUGGACAAACGACAGAAAUUUGAAAUUUUGAAAAAAGUCAAUUUUUGGAGAUUUUUUGGGACUUUGAAUUUUUCAGUACAAAUUUUGUUUUUUGAAUAUCUCCUAAACGUAGGGUGGACAAACGAUGAUUUUUUGUUUGUAUCCAUUUCUCGAGGUGGACAAACGAUUGCCGUUUGAAUUUUUGAAAAAAAGUAAUUUUUGAGGAUUUUGAAAUUUUCACUCUGGUGUAUGCGUAAUAUUUUUUUUUCGAUUUCUCAGUACAAAAUUUGUUUUUUGAAUAUCUUCUAAACGUAGGGUGGACAAACGACGAUUUUUGGCAUACGUAUAGAACUCGAGGUGGACAAACGACAGAAAUUUGAAAUUUUGAAAAAAGUCAAUUUUUGGAGAUUUUUUGGGACUUUGAAAUUUUCAGUACAAAUUUUGUUUUUUGAAUAUCUUUUAAACGUAGGGUGGACAAACGACGAUUUUUGGUAUACGUAUAGAACUCGAGGUGGACAAACGACAGAAAUUUGAAAUUUUGAAAAAAGUAAAAUUUUGGAGAUUUUAUGGGACUUUGAAAUUUUCAGUACAAAAUUUGUUUUUUGAAUAUCUUUUAAACGUAGGGUGGACAAACGACGAUUUUUGGCAUACGUAUAGAACUCGAGGUGGACAAACGACAGAAAUUUGAAAUUUUGAAAAAAGUCAAUUUUUGGAGAUUUUUUGGGACUUUGAAAUUUUCAGUACAAAUUUUGUUUUUUGAAUAUCUUUUAAACGUAGGGUGGACAAACGACGAUUUUUGGCAUACGUAUAGAACUUGAGGUGGACAAACGACAGAAAUUUGAAAUUUUGAAAAAAGUCAAAUUUUGGAGAUUUUAUGGGACUUUGAAAUUUUCAGUACAAAAUUUGUUUUUUGAAUAUCUUUUAAACGUAGGGUGGACAAACGACGAUUUUUGGCAUACGUAUAGAACUCGAGGUGGACAAACGACAGAAAUUUGAAAUUUUGAAAAAAGUCAAUUUUUGGAGAUUUUUUGGGACUUCGAAUUUUUCAGUACAAAUUUUGUUUUUUGAAUAUCUCCUAAACGUAGGGUGGACAAACGAUGAUUUUUUGUUUGUAUACAUUUCUCGAGGUGGACAAACGAUUGCCGUUUGAAUUUUUGAAAAAUAAUAAUUUUUGAGGACUUUUUAAUUUUCAGUAGAGGUACACUGUGGUGUAUGCGUACUUUUUUUUAAGUUGCUAUAAAAAAAUUCUUUUUGGAAUAUCUCCUAAACAGAGGGUGGACAAACGAUGAUUUUUGGUAUACGUAAAGAACUCGAGGUGGACAAACGACAGCAGUUUGAAUUUUUGAUGAAAAUUGAUUUUUGGGGAUUUUAGGGGAGUUUUAAUUUUUCAGUGCAAAAUUUGUUUUUUAAAUUGCUCCUAAACAGGGGGUGGAAAAACGAUAAUAUUUGGUAUGUAUAUAGAACUCGAGGUGGACAAACGAUUGCAGUUGGUUUUAUACGCCUAUCUCAAAAUUUGACCGUUUUAGACGAUUUUUCAUUUUUCAGACUUCCUAUAAAAAAAAAGAAUUUGCUCUAAAAUUUUUUUGAAGGGUGGACAAACGAAAAUUUUGGGUGGACAAACAUGGACAAACGGUGGACAAACGAAAUAGACAAAUUUGGUUCAAAAAUUUUAAGGUCGCAGUUCUGGCUUCACGGAGCCUUUUACUUGCUCUAUAGGGCAAGUAUUGGUUUCGUGUAGAAAAAAAAAAUCGAGGUUUUAAUCAAAACCAACAUUACGAUAAUGGAGAAGAUCAAAAAAGUGGUUUUCGUCAUGCCGUCCGUCGGUCUGUGCGUGUGUGCGUCUGUGCGUCUGUGCGUCUGUGCGUCUGUGCGUCCAUCUGUACAUCGAGCUAGGGCCUAAACGGGUGGAUGGAUUUGCUUGAAACUUGGUACAGAUGAUUUUUACGUAAUUCCCUAGGUCCGUUUUUUUUAUUUUUUUAAUAUCUCCAAUUUAACGCAUAUCUCCCAUAUAACGUUUUCGAGGUAUUUCAAAUUUCUCGAAAACGGCUCUAACGAUUUCGUUUAAAUUUGGUGUGGGCAGUACUCUUAUUGAUUCCAACAAAACUGCGUUUUUAGUUUUUCUCAAAAAAUGCCAAGAGCGGAAAUAUGGCGUUGCCGUUUUUCAAAAAUUGACAUGUUUUUUAAGUUCAUAUAUUUCAUCAAAGCAUAAGUCAAUUUUUUCAAAAUUUACAGACAUCAUAGGUAUUGAAGUGUAAAAUGUAAAAAAAAAUUUAAAAAAAAAAUUAAAAUAAAAGUUUUUCAAAAAAAUUUUUAAAAAAUUGAAUUUUUUUAACUUUCGAUUUUUUUUUUGUUUUUAUUUUUUUUUCUUCACAAAAUCUUAAAUUUCCAAUAGAUAUUUAAGAUAAAGAUGCUUUGAACUACAAGAGCAAGUACGUGCGACCCAGUCGUGCAUUUUAUUUAAAAUGAUUUCAUGUUUUAAAUUUUUGUAUCCAAUAAAGCGAGAACUGCAUCGAAACACAAAGUUAGACAAAGUAUAAAAAGUAAAUUAAAGUACAAAAUAACAAAAACAAUUUUAUUGAUGUGACAUUUAAAAAUUUAAAUUAUUUGAAAAAUUUGAAAACCGCAGAAAGGAGCACAAUUAGUUUUCAACUCCUUCAAACUUUUUUCCAUAAAUAUUUCAAAAUGGCCUUCGAAAAAUUCGGCACUUCAAAAAUUGGGCUUUUAGAAAAUACGAUUUUUCAAUUUAUCUGACAUUAGGUUACGUCACACAUGUAAAAUAUAUAAAUAGAAGGCUUAACCCCAAACCUUUUUUCAUGAUAGUCAUCUACGCCUCGUGGCUACAAUCGAAAUUUGUAUACUUAGUAAGUUUAAAUUUUAUUAAGUUGGAUUAUUUUGAAAUGAAAGUUCGAAUCUUUUUAUUUAAUUAAACGACUCCAUAUGGGAAGUGGGCCUCGGUGAAAUUGUCUGAAAUUUUAGUAUGUUGUUUUCUUGAAGCCCGUUAUCUUGAAAACCCAAAGUGAUGGGGCAAAAUAGACAUCGGAUUCGGUUUCAGCGACCCUAAAAACUUAUGAAUUCAAAACACAAUAUAGAGAGUUACUAUCAUAAUAAAAGGUUUGGAAAGUCAUCGGAAAAAACCGUUAUCUUAAAAACUGUCCACUUUUCGACUUUCUGCCCAUAUUUUGAUCAGGAGCUUCAAGAGAACAACAUACUAAAAUUUCAUACAAUUUCACCGCGGGCCACUUCCCAUACAAAAUGUGCGGGGUCCUUUAAUGUGUUCCUAUGUUAAAUUUUAAAAAAAGCUGAUAAAUUGGGCAAAAUUGGUUUUGGUGUUUUUUUUUUUUUUUUGAUAUGAUAACGUCCAAUAAAUCGAUGAAACCCGGCUACAUGCACGACAAAUAUGACACAUUCUCCCGUUUCAUUACCCGUUACCAGUGUGCUUAAGAUAAUAAUUUCAUCUUAAAAGCCAAGUAACAUGAAGUCAAGUCCAACUUAAGACAGUUGAAUGAUUUUAAACCCCAAAUGUUGAAUUUGCUUAUAUCAGCGUCAUCAGCGUCACCUUCCGGGUCCAUUUAUAAAAAAAAAUUGUCUCGAAUGAAUCUUAUCACACACACAAAAAUUCACAAAAAUCCAUACAGUGUUUCAAACUCCAAAUAUGGAAUUUCACUAUAACUUGACAACAGCGAUACUUACCGGGUCCAUAUCACACACAUAAAAUUUUACAAAGACCUGUCAAGUCGUUCGUUUAAAAUAUGCAAUUUUCUUAAGAUUUGACAACAGCGCAGCCUGCGGGGCCCAAUUAUGAAACAAAACAUGUAACCAAUGAACCUUAUCACACACACAAAAUUUCACAAGUCGAUCGUUCAAAAUAUGCAAUUUUCCUUAGAAUGAAAUUGAUUGCUUUAACCGCUUAGAAGAUAUUCGUAUCCAAAUCGCAAUGCAUACGGGUCAUAAGAAAACUAUUGAAAUCAGUGAGCAUUGGUUUGGAUACGAAUAUCUUCUAAACGGUUAAAGCAAUCAAUUUCAUUCCAAGGAAUUUUUUGUAGAACGUUUAAGCCCCUACAAGAAUAUAUCUUGCUUAUUUGAAAAUAAUGAAGUUUCAGUGAAUUAGAAUUUUUUUAAAAAUAUAAAAUGUUUUUAUAUUUUUUUUUAACUUUGACCUCGAAUAUCUUUAGAAUGGUUAGAUUAAUGAAAAAAAUUAACAAGACCUUUUUUGUGGAGCAAUCAAUUUCCAACAAGAAUAUGUCUUGCGCGUUUGAUCAUUAUAAUUUUUCAAUUUGUUACAAAAUUAAGAACAAAAAACGAUUUUUUAAAGAUUUUCUCGAUUUUUGGACCUCAAAUAUCUAUUCAACGGUUAGAUAAACGAAAAAAGUGUAUAAGGCUUUUUUUGUAGAGCGUUCAAUUUCCUACAAGAAUAUGAAAAGAAAUUUGCUAAAAAGUCAAUUAAUAAAAAAAUAAUUUUUUUUUAGUAGAAGCUUGAUGUAAAAAUGGAAAAUUGCAAAGCGGAGGACCUUCCCAUUAAUAUAAAGAGCUCAUAUUUGGUGUGUAUAUUCUAGAGGGGUCUAGCAAUCGAUUUUUCGGAGUACCAAUUCAAAAAAAAGAAUUUCGAUUUUUUUGACCCACCCUAAUAUAUAUACAUAUAGAUAAAACGUUUAAUUUUUUCUCUACGGGAAAAGUGGCGUCACAUUCUUUCUCUUUCUCUUUUUUUUGCAUCGCGUUCUCGUUUGUUGAGAUUUUCUCCAGUCACACUAGGUUAUUUAACUGGACAAAAAAAAAAAACGCAAAACGUUUUCAAAAAGUCAUUUCAUUUUUUUUCAAGGUUCUUUUGAGAACCAAACUCAAAGUUUCUUUGUGCUGCUCGUGCUCCCAACAACGGUAAAAAUUUUUGGUGAUGGCAUUUAUAGCGUGAUUUUUAAUAUACAGUUUUUCUUUUAUUUGAACUGUUAUUCAUUUUAAUUUACAGUUUUUUAUAUGAACUGUUAUUCAUUUUCGGAACAGUUUUUUUUUCUUUCACAUUAGAUUCUUGUGCUGGUCCCUAAGUCUUUUGGGAUUUUUUUUUUCUCUCAACGCUUUUUUUUAUAAAAAAUCAACCACAGUUUCCAUAUUCACAGGAAUUAUUCAAGGUUCAUAAAUUAUUUCACAUAAUUCUACGAAUUUACGAUCAUUUUCGAAAAUAAAUAAAGAAACUUUAAAACAACAAAUUUGCGAUAAACUAUCUUGGGGAAUUUAAACAUAUUUCAUCUCUUUUUGAAAAGUUUUUUUUUAAUCUUGAACUUGUGCAUUUCUUUUAACUUUUCAAAUAUUUUUUUUCUCGAACAACGCCGAUAAUUAUCAACGUUUUCACCCAGUCGCUCUCGCUUUUCAAGGUUCUUUUGAGAACCCUUGCUUUUCUCAAUUAGACUUUGAAAAAUUCUUUUGUUUGAAUUGAUUUUUGAAAGUUUUUUCAAAUUAAUUCUGAAAACGCAAAAACUUAUUAACGUUUUCACCCAGUCACUCUCGCUUUUCAAGGUUCUUUUGAGAACCCCUGCUUUUCUCAAUUAGACUUUGAAAAAUUCUUUUGUUUGAAUUGAUUUUUGAAAGUUUUUUCAAAUUAAUUCUGAAAACGCAAAAACUUAUUCACGUUUUCACCCAGUCGCUCUCCCUUUUCAAGGUUCUUUUGAGAACCCUUGCUUUUUUCAGUUAUACUUUGAAAAAUUCUUUUGUUUGAAUUGUUUUUGAAAGUUUUUUCAAAUUAAUUCUGAAAACGCAAAAACUUAUUAACGUUUUCACCCAGUCGCUCUCGCUUUUCAAGGUUCUUUUGAGAACCCUUGCUUUUCUCAAUUAGACUUUGAAAAAUUCUUUUGUUUGAAUUGAUUUUUGAAAGUUUUUUCAAAUUAAUUCUGAAAACGCAAAAACUUAUUAACGUUUUCACCCAGUCGCUCUCGCUUUUCAAGGUUCUUUUGAGAACCCUUGCUUUUUUCAGUUAUACUUUGAAAAAUUCUUUUGUUUGAAUUGUUUUUGAAAGUUUUUUCAAAUUAAUUCUGAAAACGCAAAAACUUAUUCACGUUUUCACCCAGUUACUCUUGAUUUUCAAGGUUCUUUUGAGAACCCUUGUGUUUUCUCAAUAAGAUUUUGAAAAAUUCUUUUGUUUGAAUUUUUUUUGAAAGUUUUUUCAAAUUAAUUCUGAAAACGCAAAAACUUAUUCACGUUUUCACCCAGUCGCUCUCCCUUUUCAAGGUUCUUUUGAGAACCCUUGCUUUUUUCAGUUAUACUUUGAAAAAUUCUUUUGUUUGAAUUGUUUUUGAAAGUUUUUUCAAAUUAAUUCUGAAAACGCAAAAACUUAUUAACGUUUUCACCCAGUCGCUCUCGCUUUUCAAGGUUCUUUUGAGAACCCUUGCUUUUCUCAAUUAGACUUUGAAAAAUUCUUUUGUUUGAAUUGAUUUUUGAAAGUUUUUUCAAAUUAUUUCUGAAAACGCAAAAAACUUAUUCACGUUUUCACCCAGUCUCUCUUGAUUUUCAAGGUUCUUUUGAGAACCCUUGUGUUUUCUCAAUAAGAUUUUGAAAAAUUCUUUUGUUUGAAUUUUUUUUUGAAAGUUUUUUCAAAUUAAUUCUGAAAACGCAAAAACUUAUUAACGUUUUCACCCAGUCGCUCUCCCUUUUCAAGGUUCUUUUGAGAACCCUUGCUUUUUUCAGUUAUACUUUGAAAAAUUCUUUUGUUUGAAUUGUUUUUGAAAGUUUUUUCAAAUUAAUUCUGAAAACGCAAAAACUUAUUCACGUUUUCACCCAGUUACUCUUGAUUUUCAAGGUUCUUUUGAGAACCCUUGUGUUUUCUCAAUAAGAUUUUGAAAAAUUCUUUUGUUUGAAUUUUUUUUUGAAAGUUUUUUCAAAUUAAUUCUGAAAACGCAAAAACUUAUUCACGUUUUCACCCAGUCGCUCUCCCUUUUCAAGGUUCUUUUGAGAACCCUUGCUUUUUUCAGUUAUACUUUGAAAAAUUCUUUUGUUUGAAUUGUUUUUGAAAGUUUUUUCAAAUUAAUUCUGAAAACGCACAAACUUAUUAACGUUUUCACCCAGUCGCUCUCGCUUUUCAAGGUUCUUUUAAGAACCCUUGCUUUUCUCAGUUAGACUUUGAAAAAUUCUUUUGUUUGAAUUGAUUUUUGAAAGUUUUUUCAAAUUAAUUCUGAAAACGCAAAAAACUUAUUCACGUUUUCACCCAGUCACUCUUGAUUUUCAAGGUUCUUUUGAGAACCCUUGUGUUUUCUCAAUAAGAUUUUGAAAAAUUCAUUUGUUUGAAUUUUUUUUUGAAAGUUUUUUCAAAUUAAUUCUCAAAACGCAAAAACUUAUUAACGUUUUCACCCAGUCGCUCUCCCUUUUCAAGGUUCUUUUGAGAACCCCUGGUUUUCUCAAUAAGAUUUUGAAAAAUUCUUUUGUUUGAAUUUUUUGAUUAUGUCACAUUUAGACGAUUUUAUUUUUGCGGCAGAUUUGCUUGUCAAAUUUCAUGCUUCGGCAAAAGAAGUGCCUGAAACCAGCCAUUCAAUUACGACAUUAGAAGCUCGAAAAUCAGAACUCAAAGAUUUAUGGAAUAGUGUCAAAGAGAAAUAUGCUCAAUGUGCUCGUUAUAUCCCUACUCUAGAGGAAGAACCUCUCGAUAUGGAUGCAAUAGAAUCAAAGUACAGAAACAGCAAUGAAACUUAUGUGAAUUGCUUAGGAUUGUUUCUUGAGUUCCAAAACAAACUAAAACCUGACCCUGUUGUUGUUAAGGAGUUUAGCACUGUCAAUAUGCCACAGAAAUCCGGGUCCUCUCAUUGUAUCAAAUUACCACCAUGUGAUACCGAUGUGUUUCGUGGUGAUUAUAUCUCCUGGCCUGCAUUUCGCGACAUGUUUGAUGCGGUUUAUAUUCAACACCCUAAGUUAGGUGAAGUGGAAAAACUAUUCCAUCUUCGUUGUAAGACAAGAGACGAUGCAUUUAGGACUGUCAGUCAGUUUCCUUUAACAAAUGCUAGUUUUGCACUUGCCUGGGCAGCUUUGCGUGCCACAUAUGAGAACACUCGUAUUCUUGUGAACAACCAGGUCAAAAACAUUUUUAACUUGCCUACAGUUCACGAAGAGAGCGCAAAAUCUAUCCGCAACCUCCAAAGUAAAAUCAAUGACUCUCUAGCAGCACUUAAAGCUCACCUUGUCGAUACCAAAAAUUGGGACCCAAUCCUUGUGUUCGCCUGUUGCAAUAGGCUACCUAAAACAACACUUUCUCUUUGGGAACAAUCUUUAGAAGAUCCAACAAAAGUACCAACUUGGGAAAAGUUAGACAAGUUCUUAAAUUCACGAUUCCAGACGUUAGAAUCUAUUUCAGACACCACUUCUUCAAAACCAUUAUCACAAAAUUUCCAAGUCACCAAGAAAAACAAUUUUCAAAAGCCUAGCAAAGUCAAUACUUUUCUUGCGAAGGCGGGAGGAACUAAGUGUAAAAUUUGCUCGGCAGAACAUACAAUUUAUGAGUGUCCUAAAUUUUCGGCAUUACCAAUCCAAUCCCGAAUCGAAAUAGUUCGAGAAAAGAAGAUGUGCAAUAAUUGCUUAGGCACUAGUCAUCAAAAAGCUACUUGCUCUAGCAAAUAUUCUUGCAGUUUUUGCAAAAAAAGGCACCAUACACUUUUGCAUCUUGCACCCAAUACCACUCCAACUCAAAAUCAAAAUUCAAAUAUACAGUCCACUUCUCAAUCACAACCUAUUCAAAAUCCUCAAAUCUCUGCUUCUUCGCAACCAUUUAUUCCUCAAGCUGCAUAUCAAAAUUUCAUGGUGACCUCUCGAAAAAGAAUUCUUUUGGCAACUGCCUUAGUGAAUAUAGUAGGACUGGAUACUGUGUGUACCGUGAGGGCACUAAUUGAUCCAGGUUCCGAAGUAUCUUUCAUUUCGGCAGCUGUGCAAAAACGUCUGAAUUUGCCAUAUAUCGACAAAAUUUCUACAAUUUCUGGAAUCAGUGGAAAUCUCUCUAUCACUUCUAAGAAACUUUGUUCCUUUUUAAUCACUUCUGCUAACCCCCCUCCAGUCACUGUUUCAGCAAACGCCAUUGUGCUUAAAACACUAACUAACAACCUCCCAAGUUCAUCUUUCUCGGUAGUAGAUCCUACAAUUUUUGAAGGCCUUCAAUUGGCCGAUCCAACGUUUAAUAAGUCCUCUCAGGUGGAUCUUCUGAUUGGUGCCGAUCUUUACCCAUCCAUCAUCCGUAAUGGCAUUAAACACAUUUCUAACUCACUACUUGCCCAAAAUACUAUGUUCGGUUGGAUAUUGUCAGGGCCAAUUCCAGAGUCGUUUCAAUCAUUCAACAUAACAGUAAAGAAGUCAUGCCAAUGUAACAAUGAAGUACGCAGAUUCUGGGAAUUAGAAGAACUACCUUUUACAAUUAUUCGUUCUAAAGAAGACUGUUUCUGUGAAGAACGGUAUAAAAGCACCACCUUCAGACGCGCUGAUGGUAGGUUUGUUGUCCGACUUCCUUUUAAGCCACAAACUUCAAAGACCGGCUUAGGCCACUCUAGGUUUAUCGCUCUUAAACAGUUUUCUAGGACUGAAAAAUCUCUAGCCUCAAAAGAAAAUUUGAAAUCCCAAUAUUCAAAAGUCAUUUCUGAGUACCUUUCUCUAAAUCACAUGAGAAAGGUUACUCCAUUGGAGCGUAUUGAAGAAGGUCAAGUAAAGUCAUUUUAUUUACCGCAUCACGCGGUAAUAAAACCAGAAAGUACUUCGACAAAAGUACGUGUCGUCUUCAAUGCGUCCAAUGCCUCUUCAAACGGUGUCAGUUUAAAUGAUUUACUGUAUCCUGGCCCGAUUUUACAACAAGACUUAUCAUCGUUAAUCAUUCGCUGGCGAUUCUAUAAAUAUGUGUUUAAUGCGGACAUAGAAAAAAUGUACCGACAAAUUUUGAUCAACCCACGGGACACUCCAUUUCAACGAAUUCUUUUCCGCACUUUUCCUCAUCUGGAAAUUGAAGAUUUUGAACUCCUCACCGUUACUUUUGGCGUAAAUUGUGCCCCCUACUUGGCUAUCCGUACCCUACUUGAAUUGGCAAGAAUUGGAAAAACCGAUUUCCCUCUUGCGUCAAAAAUACUUCAGUCAGAGUUUUAUGUUGAUGACGUUUUGUCCGGCGCUCAUAAUAUUCAUUCCGCUAUGAAAGCUCAAUCUGAACUUAUCAGUCUUCUCGAUUCAGCAGGAUUUCCACUCCGGAAGUGGACUUCUAACACUCCCUGUUUACUCGAACAUUUGCCUCGAGAACAUAUUUUGAAUGAAAAUUUUUUGAAGCUAGACACUGACAGUAAUACAAAAACCUUAGGGAUACGCUGGAAUGCCAAGGGGGAUAAUUUCUACUUUUCCAUACAACCAAUAGUUUUACCCGAAACUCCCACCAAACGAGAAGUUUUUUCUCAAAUAUGCCGUAUUUUUGACCCUGCAGGUUGGUUAGCUCCCGUUGUGAUAGUUGCAAAAAUGCUCAUGCAAAAAAUCUGGGCAGAGCAUACUGACUGGGACGAUCCUCUUCAAUCUGACUCGUUUAAAAUUUGGAAACAUUUUGCGGAAUCGUUAAAUGACAUAAAACAAAUUGAAAUACCCCGUUGGGUAGAAUAUUCACCCUCGUCAGAAGUCCAAUUUCAUGGUUUCUGUGACUCCUCAGAAAAGGCAUAUGCCGCCACUUUAUACAUAAGCGUUCGUCAGUCUAACGGAACUUUCUCUUCUCACUUGCUCUGUGCAAAAUCAAGGGUUUCACCUAUCAAAUCUGUGUCAUUACCACGCCUUGAGUUGUGUGGGGCACUUCUACUUUCCAAAAUGGUAAAAAUUUACGUUUCAAGUUUCCCUGUCCAUGCAUACCAGACCUUUUUAUGGACCGAUUCGUCCAUCGUAUUAGCUUGGCUUAAGAAACCACCUUGUGUUUGGAAGACUUUUAUUGCAAAUCGCACUAGCGAAAUUCUAGAAAAUGUUGGAAACAUCCCUUGGAGACACGUGAAAUCAGCUGAAAAUCCAGCUGAUUUAGCCACUCGAGGUUUAAUGGCUUCAGAUUUGAGGUGUAACACUUUUUGGUGGAAUGGCCCUUCUUGGCUUUGCCAACCCAUCUCUCUUUGGCCAGUUAUCUCUCCUGUCGCCCCCCUCUUCGAAGACCUCGAACAAAAACCAGUUGUUUCCUUGGUAGUUCAAGAAGUGUCAGAAGACAUUCUUGAUCGUUUUUCAUUGUUACCGUGCUAUGCGUGUUAUUGGCUACAUAUUCCGUUUUUUCUAUAAAUUU
Molecule: messenger RNA, 20152 nt
Organism: Episyrphus balteatus (marmalade hoverfly)
Lineage: Eukaryota; Metazoa; Arthropoda; Insecta; Diptera; Syrphidae
Exons: 2
Coding region: 16339-20148 (1269 amino acids)
Source: RefSeq, a predicted model, not a curated record